AUGGGUGUUCAGAAAAAGACCCGCAAGUUCGCAGUCGCAAAGCGAACUAUCCAGCUCCGUGACAGUCGCCUAAAAGCCAACGAUAAAUCAGCCAAGGAUGAGAAAUCUAAAGGCAAGGAUGAUGUGAUUCGCGAAGCCAACAAUGCUAAUACCGAGUAUCGACGGGCCUCCAGACCGCAAGUGCCUUCUUCUCUGUUCUUCCAGUACAACACCGCCCUCACGCCACCCUACUCAGUCCUUGUCGAUACCAACUUCAUCUCACAUACCAUUCAACACAAAUUGGACGUAAUCCCCACGAUGAUGGACUGCCUCUAUGCCAAGUGUAUUCCCAUCAUCACAGAUUGCGUGCUUGCCGAGUUGGAAAAAUUGGGCCAGAAAUACCGCCUAGCUUUACGCGUGGCAAAGGACCCCCGAUUCGAGCGCAUCAAGUGUGACCACAAGGGAACAUAUGCGGAUGACUGCUUAGUGGACCGUGUUAUCAAACAUCGUGUUUACAUUGUGGCCACGAACGAUCGCGACCUAAAGCGUCGUAUUCGAAAAAUUCCCGGUGCGCCAAUCAUGAGCGUCGCUCGUGGUAAAUACGUUAUUGAACGACUUCCCGAUGCUCCUGAGAAAUGA
This is a messenger RNA of Penicillium diatomitis, 618 nucleotides long. RefSeq names its product rRNA-processing FCF1 family protein. The transcript has 4 exons. NCBI's taxonomy places the organism in Eukaryota, Fungi, Ascomycota, Eurotiomycetes, Eurotiales, Aspergillaceae. The record is from RefSeq and is a predicted model, not a curated record. Gene Ontology annotation, cellular component: small-subunit processome; nucleolus. Bases 1 to 618 code for a protein of 205 amino acids.